UUGAGUGCGAAGUAAUCAGUUGACCGUUCAGACAUUCGAAGUAGUGUAGUGUUUUGAAAAAGAAAAAUAUUUUUAAAAAUGAGUGCCAUUUUUUAUACGUUUCUUCUGGUCCUUCAGAUAGCAAUUAUUCAGAGUACAAACCCCAGAGAGUACGGAAAAUGCGAUGUCCGGGACUCAGACUGCCUUACCAAACAGGUCCAACUCCGGGUACCAGAAAUAACCUCGGACCUAAUAGCGGAGAUCGCAGCGAGACAUCUUGACCCACUGAUCAUAGACGUUGCUGAGAUUGACAUCGCUGGUGUCAAAAUUAAUUUCUACAAGGCUGUGCUACGUGGAAUCAAGAACGUCGUGAUUGAAAGCGUGGAAUUGGACUCUUCGAGAAGACAAAUGCGAGUGGUAGCUCACACCGACGCCAUUGUUAAAGGACGUUACAGUGUCGAUGGAAACGUCCUCGGUUUUGUUAUUAAUGAAGAUGGUGAUGCAGAGAUUAACUCCAAAAACUUCCAAAUUGGUUACGUGAUGCCGUACGAAAUCGUCAAUGACUCCAACGGCAAGGCUGUCUUCGACCUUAAGAGUUACUCCUUCUCUUAUGAUAUUAAAGACAGCGUGCAGUACAAUUUCACCAACUUGUUUAAGGGAAACAAGGGAUUAAGUGACUCUAUGCAUCACUUCCUUAACAGGAACACUGGAUGGUCCAAGGUCCUAAUCACAACCUACGGAAAACCUCUUCUAGACAUGAUUGCUGGAAAGAUGUUCAACGCUUUUAGGUCAUACCUUUUAGUGCAUCCCAUCGAUGAGAUGGUCUAUUAGAUUAGUACAGGAUAAAUAUUCACAUGCUGAAAUAAAUAAAUAAUAAUGCGAACUCGUCAAAGCAGUUUUGACAGUUCAACCUUUACUUUUGUUCGAACUAUUCAACAUUUUCAUGUCAUAUUAGCUGGAUAAGUUUUUAUUGAAUUUAUCACAAUGUCUGAACAUGUUAUGUUAAUUGCAAUUAAGUCGCAUUAUUAAAAGUGCCUCAACACGAUUUUCAACUCCAGCUGUAUGUAUGCAAAAUAAAUAAAAUUGUUUGUUAUUAAUAGGUGAUCAGGUCAUCUAUUAUCUAUCGAUAUGUUUACUUAAAUCGUUUUAAUAGUGUAAAUUCUUCUGUAUGUGUACUAUAUUUUCAGUUAUGUUUGUUAUGUUCUGUACUUUGUAGGAUAAUAAAAUUU
Pieris napi is the source of this 1208-nucleotide messenger RNA. Its product is annotated as protein takeout-like. Lineage: Eukaryota; Metazoa; Arthropoda; Insecta; Lepidoptera; Pieridae. The record is from RefSeq and is a predicted model, not a curated record. The transcript is spliced from 5 exons. Bases 79 to 810 code for a protein of 243 amino acids.